AUGGGUUUGGCACUUUUGCUCACACAAGCAUUACAGCAAUGGUGGUGGGCCAUCUUAUGUCUGCUAUACUUUAUGAGACUUUCCUAUAACUACUCCAAACUAUCGUCUAUCCCGGGGCCAGUAUUAGCUGGUGUGACUGACGUGUGGAGAUAUAUUCAUGGUCGGGCUGGUAAAUGCAUUGAUGACUACCAAUUGCACAGAAAAUAUAACUCCAAGCUACUACGUGUUGGGCCGAACCAAAUUUCAGUUUCAGAUGCUACCGAGGUGGCCAAAAUCUAUGGGUUAAACCCUAUUUUCAAUAAGGGGGAGGCUUAUGUUACCCACAGCUUCAAGAGCAUUCGAGGAGAGGUGAUGCCUAAUCUCUCUUCCACGCGAGAUGAAAAACUCCACGCACGUCUGAGGAGGCCGGUAAACAAUGCCUACUCCAUGAGCACGGUCAUUGACUACGAAUAUCUGAUGGACUCUACCACCAACGUGUUCUUCCAUGAGCUAACGGAACGUUUCGCACGGCCCGGCAGGGAUUGCGAUUUCGCAACCUGGCUCCAGAUGUACGCUUUUGACGUUCUUGGUGAGAUUACAUUCAGUAAGCGAUUUGGCUUCCUGGAGGCGGGGCAUGAUUUAGAGAACAUGCUACACCAUACUGCAAAGCAUAUGGAAUAUCUCGGCACAAUGGGACAAUUACCAUGGCUCGACAAAUGGUUCCGCCUCAACAACCCACUUGCGCGACUGUUGAUGAAACCAAAUGCUAUUGUCAGGUUUACCACCAAGCACAUUCGUGAGCACAAAAGCCGUUUCAAGGAACAGGGCAAACCGGAUUUUGUUACACGCUUUCAAAUGGCUCAAGGAAAAUACCCCGACGUGAUGACCGACUCCCAACUGAUCGACUUUGCUGUAACAAAUGUCAGUGCUGGUUCCGAUACAACGGCGAUAAUUCUCCGCGCCGUCUUCUUCUAUCUCUUGACAGAUCAAGCAAGGCUCGAGAGGGUCAUGAGCGAAAUCAGGCGGACAUUGGCACAGCGGCCAAGGGAUGGCAGCUUUGGCGACCACUUCUCAUGGGCCGAGGCGCGGCAGAUGCCAUUCCUUCAAGCAUGUAUCAAAGAAUCUUUGCGGAUACAUCCUGCGCUGGGGAUGAUCUUGCCUCGUGUGGUUCCUGUUCAAGGCGCCACUAUCUGUGGUGUUUUCAUUCCCGGGGGCACGGAAGUGGGCUGCAAUGCAUGGACAGUCCAUCGGGAUAAAGAUAUAUACGGUGAAGAUGCCGACCUUUGGAUCCCAGAAAGAUGGUUAGACGACAAUGAGGAUAAGGUGAAAAUCCUGGAGAGAUAUAACUUCGCCUUUGGUGCGGGGUCUCGGACUUGUAUUGGACGUCAUGUUGCCAUGCUUGAGAUCUCAAAGCUGGUGCCUGAAGUGUUUCGACAUUUUGAGGUGGAACUGGUCGAUCCCAAUCGUUACAAAGCGAAAGCAGGGUGGCUGGUGGUUCAGUCGGGACUGGAUGUUAGGCUGAGGGUGCGAGAUCCAAGAACGUUAGAUAUUUCUCAGCAGACAAUUGGAUGA
Messenger RNA from Cladophialophora psammophila CBS 110553, 1551 nucleotides. RefSeq lists its product as uncharacterized. NCBI's taxonomy places the organism in Eukaryota, Fungi, Ascomycota, Eurotiomycetes, Chaetothyriales, Herpotrichiellaceae. The coding region runs from base 1 to 1551 and encodes 516 amino acids. The transcript has 3 exons. The record is from RefSeq and is a predicted model, not a curated record. Gene Ontology annotation, molecular function: iron ion binding; oxidoreductase activity, acting on paired donors, with incorporation or reduction of molecular oxygen; heme binding.